Cyprinodon variegatus (sheepshead minnow) is the source of this 2174-nucleotide messenger RNA. It is a transcript of the gene fbl, whose product is annotated as fibrillarin. The record is from RefSeq and is a predicted model, not a curated record. The transcript has 9 exons. Bases 166 to 1113 code for a protein of 315 amino acids. Gene Ontology annotation, cellular component: Cajal body; box C/D methylation guide snoRNP complex; small-subunit processome. Gene Ontology annotation, molecular function: rRNA methyltransferase activity; histone H2AQ104 methyltransferase activity; RNA binding. Lineage: Eukaryota; Metazoa; Chordata; Actinopteri; Cyprinodontiformes; Cyprinodontidae. Gene Ontology annotation, biological process: rRNA methylation; box C/D sno(s)RNA 3'-end processing.
GCUCAACAGCCGCUUAAACAAACAGUAGAAGAAGAAGAGGCAGUAGAAGAAGAAGUCCUUCCUUUCAGGAGCUCCACACGUGUUUCUUUGAGUGUUGGAGGCAGAAUUGAAGCGGCAUCAGGAGAAGUUUCCAGUCCGUCGCUUGGUCGCUAAUCUUCAGCUAACAUGAAACCAGGUUUCACUCCCCGUGGAGACAGAGGAGGACGAGGCGGGGGCCGCGGCGGCUUCAGAGGCGGGUUUGGAGACCGGGGUGGACGUGGAGGAGGAAGAGGUGGUGGAUUUAGGUCUCCAGACGGUGGAGGAUUUCGUGGCCGUGGGGGUGGCAGAGGCACCCCAAGAGGAAGAGGAGGCAGAGGAGGAGGAAGGGGUGGUGGCAGAGGAGGCUUUGGAGGAGGGAAGAAGGUCCUGAUUGAGCCUCACAGACAUGAAGGGGUCUUUAUCUGCAGGGGGAAGGAGGAUGCCCUGGUAACCAAAAACAUGGUGGUGGGGGAAUCAGUGUAUGGAGAAAAGAGGAUGAGCGUCGAGGAAGGAGAGACAAAAAUCGAAUACAGAGCAUGGAAUCCUUUUCGUUCCAAGCUGGCGGCAGCCAUCUUAGGAGGAAUUGACCAGAUCCACAUCAAACCCGGAGCCAAGGUCAUGUACCUGGGCGCUGCCUCGGGUACCACCGUGUCCCACGUGUCGGACAUUGUUGGACCAGACGGGCUGGUCUAUGCAGUGGAGUUCUCCCAUCGAUCCGGUCGAGAUCUGCUGAAUGUGGCAAAGAAACGCACCAACAUCAUUCCCAUCAUAGAAGACGCCAGGCAUCCGCACAAAUACCGGAUGCUGGUCGGCAUGGUGGAUGUGAUUUUUGCUGACGUGGCGCAGCCUGACCAGACCAGGAUUGUUGCUCUGAACGCUCACAACUUCCUGAAAAAUGGAGGACACUUUGUCAUCUCCAUAAAGGCUAAUUGCAUCGACUCGACAGCAGCACCAGAAGCAGUUUUUGCUUCUGAGGUGAAGAAAAUGAGCGCUGAGAACAUGAAACCUCAAGAACAGCUGACUCUGGAGCCCUAUGAGAGGGACCAUGCUGUGGUGGUGGGCAUCUACAGACCUCCACCUAAACAGAAGAAAUGAGUGGAAAAUGGACAGAAGGUGACCCCACCAUCACUGUCCACUCCAAAGAAAUCCCCUUCAAGUCACCCCGUCUACCUGAAAUACGCUUCCAACUCUUGAUUCCAUCGCAGGAAUACCUUCAUGUUCUUUAAUAGUCCGCUUUAGUUUGUCAUUUUUAACAUGUUGAUGUAAAAUAACGUUCGACCCAUCUGCUUUUUAUGCCUUAAAAAAAAGAUGACAUAACUUUGAGGGUUAGAUUGUGUUUAAUACAUGGUAAUUAAGAUAUAUCUUAAACCUUAACAUACAAUAGAUUUGGAUCUUAAAUGAAUAAAUCUGUAUUCUCUCCAAAGUCUAAGUACAGCACUGUAGAAACCGAUAACUGUGAGAACUUUGCUUUAGAAACGUCGGGAAAAGUCAUUUCUGGCACUUUUCUCCUACAGUUGCUGGCCUGGAUUUCUCAAAGAUGAGAAGGAGGCAGAUCUACAGUCCUGCCCCAGUCCUUUAGUUCUCAUCAUUUCUGAUGAAAGACGGAUUAGAUUUACUGACUGGUUAAUUCAAGGAACUGUUUCAGGGUCGGUCUCUACUGCAGUCAGUGUUCAUUUGCAUAGAAAUAUCAAAUUAUAUUUUAUUUAGUGUCAGAUUACAUUUAAAUGCUUUGAGAGGAAGUGGAAUAGAACGAUGUCAGUUGGGUUAAAUUUAACGAUGUGCGUUUAUAACUUUCAUUUGGAGGCCGACCUUUGGAAAUGUGUUUGGUUUAACAAACAUUUCUGUUUCAAAACUAUACUGGCUUCUGUUAAAAUUGCUCAAUAUUGUGAGGCUAGAAACUUUUUUUUUUUUCCCCCAUUUAAUUUCAUGGAAGAAUUUAAAUAAUUACAGGUUUCAGCAUUUCUGUGUUUAUUGCAGAAGUCUCUACAUUGCUUUCGUGUGAAAACAGGACAUUUAUUUUAUGGGUAAAAUAUGUAUAAAGAACUCUGACUUUCUGUUCAUUCUAAAAUGUCCUGAUUGAUAUGGUGAAGAAUUUGUAUUUUAUUUUUCUGUUUGAAAGGCAAAUGUUUGAAUAAAUGUUUGUGCUUUUUUUUAAA